AUGAAGUUCUCCGCCGUGGCCAUUGCUCUCGCCGGCCUUGCCGUUGCGCAGACCGAUCUCCCGGCAUGCGCUCAAGACUGCACCAACCAAUACACAUCCGGCAAUGCGAUCGCCGGCUGCAGCAAUCUCGACAUCAAGUGCAUCUGCUCCAACUCGGGCUUCCUCGACGGCAUCGCUUGCUGUCUCACCAAGGCCUGCCCUCCGGCCGAUCAGGAGACCGCCGUCAAGUUCGCCAAAAACAUCUGCACCGGUGCCGGCGUCGCUGUGCCCGACCAGGUCGUCUGCAAGAGCGCCAACGCGUCGGCGUCGGCAUCCGGCUCGCAGACCACUCCUAGUGCCACGCAGACCGGCACGGCUGCAUCCGCCACCAACACAUCGAACGCCGCGGCAACGAUGGGACCGGUUGCCCUGUUGGGAGGUCUUGUUGCUGCUUUGUUUGCCUUGUAG
Molecule: messenger RNA, 447 nt
Organism: Colletotrichum spaethianum
Lineage: Eukaryota; Fungi; Ascomycota; Sordariomycetes; Glomerellales; Glomerellaceae
Product: GPI-anchored CFEM domain protein ARB_01017
Exons: 2
Coding region: 1-447 (148 amino acids)
Source: RefSeq, a predicted model, not a curated record